CAAACCCUAGGAUCCAAUAAAAUGAAAGCAAACGAUUUAAUACAAAAGUGUAUGAGAAGAAGGCAUAUCGUUUAGAGUUCCAUUCGUAGGAAGGAGAAAUGGUCAAUUGUUUUCAGUAUGGAGACAGACACUGAUAUAGCUGUCAUUGGAAUUGGGUGUCGGUUUCCUGGUGCGGAUAAUAUAGAUGAAUUCUGGAGAGUGCUAGUUAAUGGAGAAAAUCAUAUUGUGGAUAUACCACCCGAACGGUGGAACAAUGCUGCCUUUUAUAGCGAUAACCCAGACGAACCGGGAAAAUAUUAUGCAAAGAAAGCUGGAUUCCUUAAUAGGCAUGAUGAAUGGGACAACAGUUUGUUUGGUAUCAGUGAUACUGAAGCAGUGCGCAUUGACCCUCAACAUCGGUAUGUCUUGGAGUGUACACAUAUGGCGAUGGAAGAUGGUGGUAUCACCAGGAAACAUAUAUCAGGAACAAAAACUGGAGUUUACAUUGGUGCUAUGAAUGAUGACUAUAAAAGUUUGUCAAAUCUGGACCAUGAUGAAGAUACAAACUACACUGCCACCGGGAUGAGCACAACAAUUGUAGCAUCACGUGUGUCUUAUGUUUAUAAUCUUCGCGGUCCAUGCAUGGUGGUUGAUACAGCGUGUUCUUCUUCCAUCACGGCCAUACAUCUCGCAAGUGAAGCUAUCAGAUCAGGUGAUUGUGAUAUGGCUAUCUGUGGUGGUGUGAAUAGUUUACUUUGUCCGGAUGUAUUCAUUACACUCAGUCGUGCCAAGAUCUUGUCAAAAAUCGGCCAGUGCCAGACGUUUUGUGAUUCAGCUGAUGGUUACGCCCGAGCUGAAGGGUGUGGUAUUGUCAUCAUUAAAUCACUAAAAAAGGCACUACAGGAUAAAAACAAAAUCUGGGGCGUUGUACGUACCGGUAUAAACCAGGACGGACGUUCUGUUCAACCAAUAACUACACCAUCUGGCGAACAACACGAAGAACUAUUCAAACAAGUAUACUCUCGCUAUGAAGUUAAUCCAACAAAUCUUCAGUACAUUGAAGCGCAUGGAACAGGAACUCGAGUCGGGGAUCCAACAGAGGUAAACGCUUUGGGGAGAUUCAUCAGCAAGUACAGGAAUGAGUCAAAGAUUGCAAAUAUGAGGAAAGAUGAUGAUGAUGAUGAUAAUGAUGUUGUUGUUGAUGGUGAUGAUGAAAUAAAUACUCCUGGGCAUAAAAGUAGCGUCUUCAAAAAGAGAUUAAACAAAGAAAUAGAACAGAAUAGUCAUGAAAAUGAAAAUGAUGCAGAACCAUAUACGGGAAGGCAGAAAACUCUUAUCGGUUCCGUGAAAACAAAUAUCGGACAUUCGGAAGCCGCAGCUGGGAUGUCCGGACUGAUAAAAGUACUACUAAUGAUGAAAAAUGGAAGCUAUGUACCAAGUUUACAUAUACGGAAAGACAAAUCAAAUCUUAACAAGAGCAUUCAGCUUGAAGAAUACGGAUUUGAUAUUGCUAUAGAAACUGGCGAAUGGAGAACAAACGAAUUCGGGGAGAGGAUAUGCUGCGUCAACUCGUUUGGAUUUGGAGGCUCCAACAGCCAUGCAAUAGUCAUCCAGAUACUAGAACAAAGGUCAAAAAGACCAAAUACCUCAGAAAGUAGUCUAUGGUUUCCGGUUUGUGUAUCAGCUCCAAAAACGGACGGCUUAAAAUCCGUUUUGGAAUCUUUCAGCACAGACUUGGACACUAAAAUCUGCAAUUUAAAUGACGUAUCAUUUACGUCAGUAUUUCACCGUGAUCACUACAGCAGCAGGACAUUACUUUUUGGCACCAGUAAAGAGGAAAUCACACAACAACUGAGACACAAAUUAUCCAACAUGGAUCAAAUUCAUAAUCAACAGAAAUUUCGAACAACCUUUGUAUUUUGUGGGGUAGGUACAACAUGGAGUGGUAUGUGUAGAGAAAUGAUAGCAACACAACCAGUCUUCAAAGAGAACCUGAUGAAAAUUGACCGUUAUCUCAAGCUAAUAGCUGGAUGGAGCAUUGUUGCAAAGAUGGAGGUGCAAGACUAUUCCGAUCCUGUUGUAAACCAUAUCGCCAUAUUUUGCACGCAAGUAGCUUUGUAUGAAUUAUGGAAUAGUUGGGGGAUCUACGCAGAAGCUAUUGUUGGGCAAUCUGUAGGGGAGGUAGCUGCCGCCUAUGCAUCUGGAGCUCUUUGUCUUGAAGAUGCUGUUUCUGUUAUAUACUACAGAUCAAAAGCGUUAGCAGAAAAAUUGGGAGGAGUGAUGGUAGUUGUUGGAAACAUUUCCAUUCAAAAUGUAGAAAAAAUUUGUGAUCAAUUCGAACGACGUGUAACUAUUGCUGUGUAUAACAGUCCAUAUUCAUGUACGCUUUCCGGUGAUGCUGAUGUGAUGGACAAAGUUGUAGAUCAAAUUGAAGUCCUGAACCGUGAGUGUUCUUCAAACAUUUUGAUCAAACGGCUUUCCGUACCAUGUGCGUAUCACAGUCAAUACGUAGAAUCAAGUGCGGUUAGAAUAAAAAGUCAUAUGAAGGCUAUCCGAAAAGGAACGAUGGAAAUCGAUCAUUAUUCAACUGUUACUGGAAAACUUGCUACCGCUGAUGAAUUCCAGACAGGGCAGUACUGGGCAGACAAUGUGUAUAAGCCAGUUCGUUUCAUGGAAGCUAUAGAGGCUGCGGCACACAAAGACGUGACAAAUGUUUAUGUAGAAAUUGGACCAAGACCGGUGCUAAAAGCCCAUUUAAAAAACAUACUUGGAGACAAGUUCAAAGCUAUUAGUCUUCCUUCAAUGAAUAUGGGAAAAGAAAAUAUGACUGCCUUCUCCUCACUUGGUUUACUAUAUGAGCUUGGUGCUGAUAUCAAAUGGGAAAACCUAAAUCUCAGUGGUACAUCAAUCGAUGUGCCACGAUACACAUUCAAUAAAUCAAAAUUGCUUUUUGUUCCAGUUCAAAAGCAACAGGUUAUGAGAGGCGUCCCUACAAGCAGUUACAAGCAUAUGUAUGUUAGAGAUAUCAGUAGCCAAAGGGAAAUAUUUCAGAUAAAACUGGACAGGGAAAUGACACCCUUUGUGUUCGAUCAUUACUUCCUGAACAAUCUGAUUGUACCCGGGGCUACGUUCGUUGAAGCAGCAUUUGACAUUGGUCAAAAGAAGACGGAGCUAAGCGUUUAUGAGCUUAGCAUAUCGAGUGAGUUCUGUAAUCGCUUAAGUCUUGAAAACGACGAGCAGCUCUCGGUAGAAGCGGAAGUGACUUAUGGUGCAGACAGAAAUGGAUAUCAUUAUGUCUUUAAAGAUAAAGGGGUGACACUCUGUCAAGGACAUAUAUUUCCGCGCACAAAUCACACUAGGUCUGUUAUUGAUCUAGCGCCAAUCAUUUCAAGAUGCAAUGUUAAUAGAAACAACGUUGAAAGCUAUGAAUGCUUAGGACAACUUAGCCUAAGAUAUGGCGAGUCCCUAGCACUCAUUCAACAAUCAUGGACAUCUUCUAAGGAAUGCAUUGCUGAAAUACUUGUUCCAAAAACCGUCCAAAAGCAGAUUAAAACGACCCACUUUCAUCCUUCAAUUAUAGAUGCUUUAUUUCAAGCAUUUGGUAUUUUGCAUGUUACCACAACGGAGAUAGAAGGUAUUACAUUGCCUAAAGCAUUCAGUUCGUUGGUAAUAUACAUGCCACCACAGGAAAGAAUGUAUGCGUAUUGUCAAAGGAUUAAAGAAACACCAAUGACCAAACAUUACAAUUUACUUCUGCUGUCUACAACAGGUAUCACCAUUGCAGAAAUCAAAGACUUUUACCCAAAUACGACAAAGGCGCCAGAUACGUUUGAUGAUAGCAUUGUUUAUAAUCUGCGGUGGAAAAUAAUUAAACUACCUGACAAAAUUGAGAGACCUGGUAAUGAUGAUACAAACAGACUUCUCGUGUUUGCAUCGAAGCAUUUCAUGGAUAAUUUCAAUUGCCCUGAUGACACUUUAGUCAGUGACAAAGUGAUCCUUGACGGCACAAUAGAUGAUGCAUCUGUCUUCAGAAAAGCUCUCAAGAAUGUUUCUGCAACAAGCAGAGUCAUUUUUGCGCCGUUUCAUCACAUCGGAAAUACCAGCAGCGACAACAUGGAAGUGUUUCUUCAAGCUAAGACAAAUUUUCAAAAUUUAGCGCUUCUCAUACAAAUUUUGAAAGAAGCGAACACAUCAGUACCAGUGUUUGUUGUGACAGAAGGAGUCAUGGCCGACCCGAAUUUGAAAAUCAGCUCUUCCAACAUUUGUGGAGCGGAGCUCUGGGGAUUAGUAAGAUCUGUACUUAGGGAACAUUCUUUCAUCGAUGUAAGACUCGUUGAUAUGACAACAUCAGAUAUCAAUUUCACCGUUUUAUUUGAUGUCCUUUGGUCAGAUAAUGUCGAUUUCCAUGAAUAUCUCAUUCACAAUGGUACACUCCUUCACAGUGACCUUGUUGACGUACUCAGUACUGUACCAAGUAAGCGCAGGAUAACAUUUGAUCUUGCUGAAACCAUGAUCGUGAAGUCUGACUGUCCUAGCAUCGUGACAAAUGUUCAUUUGGAACACAAGCGUCAAGAAACAGAUAUGUUCGAAGCGGAAAAUCAACAAAAUCGUCAAAAUUAUCGCGAUAUUCUGGUUCAUUUUGUUUGUAUUCAUAACACUGACUUGUAUCCUGUUUCGACAGGUUUGGACAGCAGUGGAACAUCCAUAUGGCCAGAAAACAAUGAGUAUGGGUUUCCGAUUUUAUGCCUUGAAGGUGUUGGCACAAUGGUCGAUCGAUCCUCUAAAUCUGAACUACACGUGUCUAAUCCAAAGUUUGGUUUUUGCUUUGCGACAGACGUCACUACUACCGUUUCAGUUCCUAGCAGUUGUACAUUUGACGUUGCAGAACCGUCACAAUACGUGCCCGGUAUGAUGACACUUGGUGUAAUCGUCUGGAAUAUAGCAGAUAUCUGCAAUAUGUCUUCAAGCAUUUGUGUUACUUUAGAUGAAGAGCUGCAUUUCUGCACAGAUGUCAUUACAGAAAUCUUUAAAAGACAAAAGAAAAUUGUGCAAAUUGAUGACAUGAAAAGUUUAUCAGAAAAAUGCUCGGUGCAAGCGAUUGCUCCAAGAACCCUAGUUAUCCUCGGGAAAAUUGUGGACCACAAUGUAUAUGCCGAUAUCAUACCUAUAAGAUAUCCGAAUGUGAUCAAUAUUAUCAGUAUUGAAGCAUAUUUUCCAAGAGCUGUUGAAAUGACCAUGAAACAUCAGUACAAGAGUUUAUCUAUCCAAGUCCUGAAAACAGAAGAUUUCUUUACCUCAUCUCGUCUGACAAAAAUUGUACCGGAACUUAACAAAAUGUUCAAAUCAAGUACCAUGUCGAUGUCCAAAAAGCAGAUCGCAUGCCUUAGUAAUCACGACACAAAGGGAAAUGAAGUGCUGAAAUUACCUUUCCCUGUCCUGGUAGUUACUGAUGAAAAACUUUUGGAUUGCAAAAUACCUGUACUGGUAACAAAAGAAGAACUAUUCAGGCGAAAUGGAUGCUACAUUUUAAUCGGCGGUCUGACUGGGUUAGGAUGGGACCUUCUCCAACUGAUAGCAGAACUUGGUGCUGGCUGUAUUGCAACGAUAUCAAGAAAAGUUCCUUCAUCUCAAAAAGAACAAGAUAUUGAAGAUGUACAAAAUAGAUAUAGUUGUAAAGUUAUUUCUCUUCAAGCUGACAUUUCAGACAUUCGUCAAUUGGAAGAUGCAUUAACAGAGCUUCAAGAGCAAAUCGAGGGUGAUUUCCAGAUAAGAGGUGUUUUCCAUGGCGGAGCCGUUACACGUGAUAUGUUGUUAGAAGAUAUGAGCAAGGAAGAUGUUGAUAAGCCGUUGCUUCCAAAAAUUUUAGGAACCUGGAAUCUACAUCUGGCGACAAGACACAUGGCUCUUGACUUCUUUGUGAUGCAUUCUUCGAUUGUUUCAAUCUUCGGCAAUAAAGGACAAUGUAACUAUGCUGCUGGAAAUGCAUUUCAAGAUGCCGUUGCACACUACCGUCGCAGUCUUGGCUUAUGUGGUCAAAGUAUAAAUUGGAGUACAUUAGCUGUAGGAAUGGCAACAGAAAAUAAGAAGUUGGAAGCCUAUUUGAAAAGUCAAGGUUUUCAUUUCCUUAGCUCAGCCGAUAUUAGGAAAUGCUUCAUUAGAGCUUUGAUGGAAAAUUAUCCUCAAGUAAUAUUUGGACGCUUUGAUUGGAAAUGUCUUCAAGAAAAUGGAUCAAUUCAAUUUAAUUCGGCAAAAUUUGCAAAUUUCUCGAAAGAAGAAAAACAAUCGAAAGAAAACACUGGCUUGAGAGAUAAUCAGUUUUGCCUGGAGGAAUAUUAUGAGUCCAGUGCUGAGAAACAAAGGGAGAUAAUCGAAUGUUUAGUGAAGUUAACAAUAUCCGAAAUGCUUGUGAUUGAUAACUUCACUCUUACAAAGCACAGUAGCUUCGCUGCAAUAGGUAUCGACUCAAUGACGGCAGCAAGCUUCAUUAAUUCCAUUGUGAAGGCAACACGAGUCCGAAUACCACUUGAUCAAAUAUACAAUGACUCAACUGUUGGAACAGUUACUAAGUACAUUGUCGAACAUAUUCCCCACAAGAGAAAGAGUCGUGAAAAUUCUAACCAUGCACGGAAUGCUGAUCUGCAAGAACAAUCGAGGUCGUUUACCAACAGAUCAAACCCUGAUAAUGAAAGAGCCAAUACUCCGGCAAAAGGUGCCGGAAUAGCUAGCGAAAUCACUACUAAAGAAACCACAGAUUCAGAUAUGAUGAUGGCAGGGGAGAGAAACCACACAUCUAAAAAUAUUUUUUCAGACUACUUUGUCAUCCAGAACGACAUAUUUGAUACAAAUGUACAUGUAUCACUUACCAGAGACAAUGGUUCCCUCCUCUUACAAUGGCAUGGGAAAGCAAGAAAGCUACAAGUGUUGCACGUCAAGUUAGUGACGAAGAUAGACAUAAAAAAUGUGCAAGGAGACUUCCAUAUUCUUCUUAAAUGUUCUGACGAGUGGAUGGAUUUGAAAACAAGCUCUGAAUAUACAGCAACCAGGUGGUUUAAAGUAUUGAAGGAAGCCAUUGAUAGCAACAUAAUCUCAGAAACGCCGGAAGAAUUAGCAUGAAUGAGGUUAGACCUCCGUUUGGAAACUUUUCGUAUGUAAUGUUUGGUUAAUCAAUGCCAAAAUGGUGUUCAUUUAUACCAGCGUCAUGAUGUAGUUUACCUUACUCAAAUUAGAUAGAACUCCCGUGAAUCGCUUACUUGAACUCCUGUCUUGUUAUUGCGGUCCGCUAAUACCGGAACGUGAGGAUUGCUGCACAUCUUAUUACCUCUCGUGAACAGACUGGAUCAAAUUGUAUUUGAUAUCAUUUUGAUUUCUGUGUUCUACAUUCAAAAGCACCUUCUAAUAUACCUGAUGAAUAUUUGCUCAUGCUUUUAAUGUUUAACAGGUCUUAAAGCUACACCAGAUAAAUACAAACCAAAUACUACGAGUACAAAAGCGUAUUUAUUGUCGGUAGAUAUUUAUUAUAUAUGUUUUGUAUUUAGUAAUAAUGUUAAAACUAGCUUUGUUAGAAAUACGGUUAGUAAUAUUAGCCACGUGGAACUAGAAAGAAAAUUAAUUUUAUGCCACGGUGGUUCAAUGCAGGAUGUAAAACAGCACGGCGUAAUUUUCA
Mercenaria mercenaria is the source of this 7642-nucleotide messenger RNA. RefSeq lists its product as uncharacterized. The coding region runs from base 118 to 7092 and encodes 2324 amino acids. Gene Ontology annotation, biological process: fatty acid biosynthetic process. NCBI's taxonomy places the organism in Eukaryota, Metazoa, Mollusca, Bivalvia, Venerida, Veneridae. The record is from RefSeq and is a predicted model, not a curated record. The transcript has 9 exons. Gene Ontology annotation, molecular function: 3-oxoacyl-[acyl-carrier-protein] synthase activity; fatty acid synthase activity.